AUGGGAAUAUAUAUUUCAAGGUUUUGUAAAUAUUUCAGAGGAAAAGAAUCAAAAGUUUAUUAAUCACAAAAUUCAGGAACAAUGUCAUUACAUAAAUCUAAAAUAUUGGUAUAGAACAACUCUGAUGGAUAUGAUUCAGAGCCAGAAUAACAUUUUAAUCAUGCUGAGUCACUUGUAAAAAUUUAAUGGAAGAAAGGAGAAUUGAUUGGAUAAGGUUCUUUUGGGAGAGUUUAUAAAUGUAUGGAUAUAAAGACUGGAAGAAUAUUAGCUGUAAAACAAAUCGAAUUAGGUUAUGUGGACAAAGAAAGUUUAGAGUCGUUUCAUCAAGAGAUCAAAAUACUUUAGCAACUGAAGCAUAAAAAUAUAGUUGAAUAUUAUGGAUGUGACGAGGAUAAAAAUCAUUUGAGCAUUUUAUUAGAAUAUGUAGGAGGUACCAGUGUGCAUUAUCAAAUCAGGUGGCUCCAUUUCCCACAUGAUGAAAAAAUUCAAACUCAAUCUACAAGAACCAGUCAUCCAAAAAUAUGUGACAGACAUACUCCAUGGUCUUGUUUAUUUACAUAACAAGGGAAUUAUCCAUCGAGACAUCAAAGGAGCAAAUAUAAUAGUAGAUACCAAAGGUGUUUGUAAACUAGCAGAUUUUGGAUGUAGUAUAAUAGGGUCUAAUGCAUAUUCAUUAAAGGGCACUCCUAAUUGGAUGGCUCCAGAAGUAAUAAAUUCCUAAGAGACAGGAAGAUAUUCAGAUAUAUGGAGUUUAGGAUGUACAAUCAUAGAAAUGCUAACAGGUGAACCUCCUUGGGGUAGAUUCCAAUCUCCUAUGUAGGCAUUGAUAACCAUUUCUUCAAAAUAAUGUUCACCACCCAUUCCAAAUAAUAUAUCUUAAAAUCUAAAGAAUUUUUUAGAUAAGUGUCUUUAAUUUGAUCAUAAAAAAAGAUGGAAAGCUAAAUAAUUGUUAUAACAUCCAUUUAUAAUUUCUAUUCCAAAAAAAUCAUUAAAGACAGAUUAAUUUAUGUUUUAACAGAAAUCCACAGAUUAGUAUAACAAUUUAGAUCUGCAUGUUGCACCCUAAUUAGAAGAUAUAAAGAAAAAUGAAGAAUAUUUAGAUAAAGAAUCUCAUCAUAUGAUACUUUCUAAACAAUCUUCUGUGGUAAGUGAUGAAAAACAUUUAUAGUAUUGA
Paramecium pentaurelia is the source of this 1174-nucleotide messenger RNA. The record is from the annotation of a GenBank genome assembly. NCBI's taxonomy places the organism in Eukaryota, Ciliophora, Oligohymenophorea, Peniculida, Parameciidae.